Molecule: messenger RNA, 2333 nt
Organism: Dreissena polymorpha
Lineage: Eukaryota; Metazoa; Mollusca; Bivalvia; Myida; Dreissenidae
Product: FGGY carbohydrate kinase domain-containing protein-like
Exons: 16
Coding region: 160-1815 (551 amino acids)
Biological process (GO): carbohydrate metabolic process
Molecular function (GO): phosphotransferase activity, alcohol group as acceptor; kinase activity
Source: RefSeq, a predicted model, not a curated record
AAAUUAAUUAUGAUAAUGAGUAGCCAUUUUAUAGACGCAGAAUAGUAUACAAGUUAGACUAACAUAUUUGGUGGGUCACCUAAAAAGUGGCCUCCCUUUAAUUUCUACUUUCGCUUUGUGGUUCAUGCAGACUGUUUGUUCAAGUUCAAGUAAGGAUAAAUGAUGAUGUAUUACUUUAUUGGUGUGGACGUUGGAACAGCUUCUGUUAGAGCAGCCUUGGUGUCCCAACAUGGAGAUGUUGUGUCCACUGCAACCAAAGAAAUAACCAUCUGGAAUCCUCAGCCUAACUUCUAUCAACAGUCAUCCGAUGAAAUUUGGGCAGCUGUGGUUGAAACAAUUAAACAUGUUUGUUCGACUGGAAAAAUUGAGGUGACUGCUGUCAAAGGAAUAGGGUUCGAUGCAACCUGCUCUCUGGUUGUGCUUGAUGGGGACAGCCAGCCUCUCUCUGUGUCCCCAGAUGGAGACCCCCGGUGUAACAUCAUCAUGUGGAUGGACCACAGAGCUGCGCAGGAAGCAGAUUUCAUCAACCAGACGGGGCACGAUGUCUUGAAAUAUUACGGGGGUGGAGUAUCGCUGGAAAUGGAGCCACCAAAACUGUUGUGGCUCAAAAAGAAUUUGCGACCCCAGUGUUGGAACCGUUUGAGCCAUGCAUUUGAUUUGUGUGAUUUCCUGACCUGGCGAGCAACAGGCAGCUUUACAAGGUCCCUUUGUUCCACUGUGGCCAAAUGGACAUACACAAAAGAGGGUGGCUUCAGUGAAGAGUUUUUCAACAUGAUCGGGCUUGAAGACUUGGCUGAAAAUAACUUCGCAAAAAUUGGCAGCCAUGUUGAAGCCCAGGGGAGACCAUGUGGAGAGGGACUGAGUCCCAGCGCAGCGCAGGAGUUGGGGCUUGAACCUGGUACCCCAGUGUCUGUGGGAAUCAUAGAUGCACACAGCGCUACAUUGGGUUGUAUUGGCUGUAGACCAACAGGAAGUGAUGUCAUCAUUCCUCCAUUGAACAGUCGUCUUGCAAUGAUUUCUGGGACUUCUACUUGCCAUAUGAUAAUGAGUGAUAGGGCGAUAUUUGUUCCUGGUGUGUGGGGUCCACACUGGUCAACUAUCAUCCCUGGGCUGUGGACUGCUGAGGGAGGACAGAGUGCUGCUGGGAAAUUGAUUGACUUUGUCAUUGAGUCCCAUCCUGCAUAUGCUGUCUGUUCAAAGAAGGCGGAGGCAAGUAAGACACAUAUCACAGACUAUCUGUAUGACAUCCUGAUGGAGAGAUCUAGGCAGUGUGGGGUCAGCAGCAUUUCACAGCUCACAGAGCGUCUACACAUUUGGCCUGAUUACCAUGGUAACCGGUCUCCUUUGGCUGACCACACGUUGACUGGCAUGUUGUGUGGAUUGACUUUGCAAGCAGAUGAAAGUAGCCUUGCAGAACUAUAUCUGGCCACUGUGCAGGCACUUGCAUAUGGGACGCGACAUAUUUUGAGUGAGCUGCAAAAUAAGGGACACGUCCCUGAAGUCAUUUACAUCUGCGGAGGCCUGCGUAAAAAUCAGCUAUAUAUCCAGACACAUGCAGACGUAACAGGGAUGUGUGUGUAUGUCCCGGACCAGAAGGAGUCAGUCCUGCUGGGGUCUGCUAUUCUAGGGGCCACUGCUGCAGGCUUCUAUCCAACACUGCAGGUAUGCAUGGAUAGCAUGAGUGGUCGAGCAGAGGUAGCAAAGCCCAACCAGGAGGAUAAACAGUUUCAUGACCGAAAGUACGAGGUGUUCCUACAGAUGUACAGGGACCAAAGAAAAUAUGCAGCAAUUAUGUCAGGGAAACAUGAACAAUAACCUCUUUCACUUUAGUGAGUAUUUGUGUGGAGGUUGAAGUUUCUAGAUGGUUCGGUACCAAAAAGCAUAGAUUGACAGGAGGACAUAGGAACUUUCCAUGAAAACUUUAAAUGGCUGUUCAUUUGAAUAAAAAUGACAGGGAAUUGUAGCUAAAGUAUUCCACGACCAAAGAAAAACAGCAGUUUUCAGAGGAAAACAGAUUUCCACUGUUAAUUAAUAAUUUGUAUGUACUCACGUUUUAUGCCAAUUAAAACAACCAAAAUUUAGAGAAAAUAAUACACGCAACACAUAUCUUGCUUAUUGUGGACAUGAAAGUGUUUUGAUUGUGUAACUGUCAGUCUGUCAACCCUUCCAUAAUUUGUUUUCAGAUACAAGUUUUUGUAAUAAUUGAUUGUCUUAUGAUUGGCAUUGUUUACAAUAGUUUACUAGCUACAAUGUAAACUAUUACCACAUUGUUUCUGCAUUGUAAUAAUUCGUCAGUUUCAUCUUGGAUAUAUCUUGUGUACGGUUUGAGAGAA